Molecule: messenger RNA, 1314 nt
Organism: Pestalotiopsis fici W106-1
Lineage: Eukaryota; Fungi; Ascomycota; Sordariomycetes; Amphisphaeriales; Sporocadaceae
Product: WD repeat-containing protein JIP5
Exons: 2
Coding region: 1-1314 (437 amino acids)
Molecular function (GO): protein binding
Source: RefSeq, a predicted model, not a curated record
AUGCUAGAGAACCUCUGCACGCUCCCACUCAGUGCUGAGCUCUUCACGCAAGCCAUCCACCCGACCGAGCCUCUGCUGGCCACCGGGUUGUCCACCGGCCACGUAGAAUGCUUCCGACUGCCCGCUUCCGAUAGAAGCAUUGAUGACGACGCUUCCGCCGAUGUAAGCGUCUUGUCAGACGGCAAAGGCACGAUCGAUACCAUCUGGAAGACGCGACGACACAAGGGCAGUUGUCGAGCUCUGGGUUUCAGUCUUGAUGGUUCUGCCCUCUACUCUGCCGGCACCGACUCCAUUGUCAAACACUUCUCGCCCACGACCGGCCAAGUGGCUUCCAAGAUUGCUAUUCCCGACCACAACAACUCCGCCGAUGCUCCGACUCUUCUCCAUGUCCUAUCGCCUCAGACACUUCUCUUGGGCUGUGACUCGGGUGCUCUACACCUCCUCGACCUACGAGAUCACGCUCUGGCAUCCAAUAAACCUCAGCAGACACACCUCCCGCACUCAGACUUUGUAUCGUCCAUAGCUCCACUGCCUCCCAGCGAUACCAGUACAAGCGGUUAUAGCAAGCAGUGGGUGAGUACCGGGGGCACUACCCUAGCAGUGACGGACAUACGCCGUGGUGUCCUUGUCAGGAGUGACGACCAGGAGGAUGAACUCCUUAGCGCGGUUUUCGUGCCUGGUCUGGGUCCCAAGAAGAAUAGGGACAAUGGCAUAGUUGCGGUCGGCACUGGCACUGGUGUACUGACUCUCUGGGAUAAGGGUGCAUGGGAUGACCAGACCGACCGCAUCAUUGUCGAUCGGGAGGGCGAAAGCCUCGACUGCAUGGCACAACUGCCCGAGACCAUCACCUCUGGAAAGAAAGUCGCUAUUGGUGUUGGAGAUGGAACCGUAAGAAUUGUAGACCUCUCGAAACGUGAAAUCGAGAGCACACUACAGCAUGACGAGGUUGAAGCUGUCGUCAGCAUUGGGUUUGACUGUGAGGGACGCAUGAUUAGUGGUGGUGGCACAACAAUCAAAGUCUGGGAGGAAGCCGCCGUGGCAACUGGAGAUGACAGUGACAAUGUCGACGGAGAGGACGAUUCAGACGAUUCAGACGAUUCAGACCACGGCGAUGACGACUUGGAUGAUUCUGACGGAGACGGCGGCGAGGCAUCCAACAACUCGAAACGCGCCGCGGACAGCGAGGACGAUUCCGAUUCGGACAGCGACGCCGGAUCACGGAGGAAGGGAAAGAAGAAGCGCAGAAAGGGCAAGGGCCAGGUGGAUUUGGGACCCCAUGGUGCUCACGGUAUUCUCAAGUUCAAGGGACUAUGA